Paramecium pentaurelia is the source of this 1634-nucleotide messenger RNA. The record is from the annotation of a GenBank genome assembly. Lineage: Eukaryota; Ciliophora; Oligohymenophorea; Peniculida; Parameciidae.
AUGGGGGAGAAAAGAAUUGACAAAUAUCUAUUCAAUCCUAAGGAUCUUAUUGGGGAGGGUUCUUAUGCUUAAGUGUUCAGAGGAAGAGAUGAAAAGACAGGAGUAAAGGUAGCUAUAAAAGUGUUAAACAAAUCUGUUAUAAAUGCGUAUUUUAGAUUGAUCGAAAUUUAGAGACGAUUAUUUAAGAGAAGGUUUGAUCUCUGAGAUAAAAGUGAUGUAGAAAUUGAAGAGUCCAAACAUAGUAUAAUUAAUGGAUGUGAUGGAAACCAAUAAUAAUUAUUAUAUAAUUCAGGAAUAUUGUGAUAGUGGAGAUCUAGAUAAAUUGAUUGAGAAGUAUUUAUAAUGUUAUAUCAUUAGUUAUGUAGCUUAAAAGAAAACUAUGCCUGAAAAAGAUGCUGUCAAAUUUAUGAUUGAUAUUUUGAAUGGAUUCAUUUAACUAAUAAAAAAUGGUAUUAUUCAUAGAGAUUUGAAACCAGCCAAUAUUUUAAUUGAUAAAGGAGUAUAUAUUACAAUUUAUAUUAUAGACUUUCAAAUUAGCAGAUUUUGGAUUUGCAAAAUGUGUAGACAAUUUUAAAAAGGAUAUGUUAGCAUCAUUAGUAGGAACACCAUUAUAUAUGUCACCAUAAAUAUUAGAUAAUAAGAAAUAUACUUCCAAAACUGAUAUUUGGAGUAUUGCUUUUAUCUUUUAUGAAGCACUAUUUGGUAAAAGUAAAUAUUCUUCUUUUUAUUUAGCUCCUUGGACUGCUAGAUCACCUUAAGAACUCUUAAAAAAUAUUAGAAGUCAACCAUUAUAGUUUAAAGGACCUUAAAUCUCUAAAGAAGCUUAAGAAUUUUUAAUUGGGUGUUUAUAGGCUGAAGAAAAAGAUAGAUUGUCUUGGGAUGAGAUCUAUCGACAUCCUUUAUUUAAAGGACAUUUUACUGAUUUUAUUAAAAAUGUCAGCAUUUUAGAAGAUAAAGCAACUUAUUUAAUUAAUGAUAUAAGAUAAAUGAUUAUUAAAGAAUAGAUUGAUAUAGGAGAAUUAUUUGCAGAACUGGACAUGACAAAAGAUAAAGCAUUAAAUGUAAAUGAGUUGGGAAAGUUCUUACAAAGAGUCGAUAAGAAUCUAACAAGAGAAGAAAUUGAAUAUAUAUUCAAUAAAUUUGAUGAUGAUGGAAAUAAUUUAAUAGAGUUUAAUGAAUUCAAAAAAUGGUUAGAAGAAAAUGAUGUAAAUUUUUAUUUAGUAUUUAAUUUAAGUGUAGAAUGACAGCAUCUGAAGUUAGCAGAACUAAAAAGAAAGUUAGUAUCCUCAUGAAACCAUAAUAAGAUAUUCAAGCAGGAUCUCUUGAUGAUAGAGCAAGGUCAGUGAUUGAAAAACUCAAGAUAUCAAUUGUUAAAUAUAAUAUUAAUCUUUUGGAUUUGUUUAAUAAAGUAAUCCUAAUUCUUUAUAAUAUUUUAGUAUGACAAAUCAGCUAAUCAUGAAUUAGAUGUUUAGGAAUUAGGAAAACUAUUAAAGAAAAUUGAUUAAACUGUAACAGAUGAAGAAGCUAAAGCAAUUUUUACCUUUUUUGAUCAUAAUAAAGAUGGAUCUGUAUCAUUUAAUGAAUUCGAGUUUGUAUUGAAAGAAUGCUUAGUUAAAUAAAAAAUCAAGUAGUGA